Molecule: messenger RNA, 438 nt
Organism: Trichomonas vaginalis G3
Lineage: Eukaryota; Parabasalia; Trichomonadida; Trichomonadidae
Product: integrase, catalytic core-containing protein
Exons: 1
Coding region: 1-438 (145 amino acids)
Biological process (GO): DNA integration
Molecular function (GO): nucleic acid binding
Source: RefSeq, a predicted model, not a curated record
AUGCUGGCAAGCUCAACAUCACAAGUUGCUGUUGAUGCAUUUCUGAAUUACGGAGCACCAUAUUGUUUUUGGACCGACAACGGUUCUGAAAACAGAGGUGUUUUCCAAAAUGAUCUUAACCUCUUCGGAGUACAAUGGCGCCAUACUGAUUCUCAUUCGCCAAACCAAAAUGGCAAAAUCGAGAUGUUUUGGCAAACCCUCGAGAAAUUCUCUAGCUUAAAUGAUAUGCAACGCUUUAUCAAUGAAUAUAAUCAAAAUAUCACACAUUUUUAUUUACCAAUCAACCCACAAACACAUCAUCACUAUACACCUGAUCAAAUGUACAAUUCAAGAGCCAAAUACACCCCAGCAGACAGACAAAGAUUAUGGAAAUAUGGAAUUGUGAAACUGGUCAGACAAAUAUUGAAACCUUUACCACAUAAUUUGAUUAAAAAAUAA